Closterium sp. NIES-65 is the source of this 3267-nucleotide messenger RNA. Lineage: Eukaryota; Viridiplantae; Streptophyta; Zygnematophyceae; Desmidiales; Closteriaceae. The record is from the annotation of a GenBank genome assembly.
AUGAGAGUUGAACCCGCGACCACUAAGACCAAAGAAACAGUUGCCCAGGUGACCUACCAGUCGCUCUUCCGCCUCUACAGCAAGGUGUCUGGGAUGACAGGCACCGCCAAGACUGAGUCGCUCUUCCGCCUCUACAGCAAGGUGUCGGGGAUGACAGGCACCGCCAAGACGGAGGAGGAGGAGUUCAAGCGCAUAUUCGGCAUGCCAGUGGUCGUCAUCCCCACCAACCGCCCCAACAUCAGAAAGGACCUUGACGUUGUAGUUUUCCUGCAAGCGCGCAACAAGGUGCAUCAUGUCAUUCAGGAGAUUGUCAAAAUGAACCAACUCGGCCGUCCUGUGCUUGUUGGGACAUCCAGUGUGGACGAGUCAGAGCGCCUCUACGCCAUGCUGCAGGUGGAGCAUCCUCGUCGGUUUGCCCACAUUCAAGUUCUUAACGCUCGGCCCGAAAACGCAGCGCGCGAGGCAGAGAUUGUGGCGCAGGCAGGGCGGUUUAGAGGCAUCGCAUCUCUAACACUCUUGAGUCGACUAAUAAAGAAUCUUGCCUCUCCCGCACUCCCCCUUCUCUACUCCCCCCCUCCCCACUCCUUCUCCCUCCAACACGCAGCGCGUGAGGCGGAGAUCGUGGAGCAGGCUGGGCGGUUUAGAGGCAUCACCAUCUCAUCUCCACCAACACUUUUGAGUCGACUCAAAAUUUCUUGCCUCUCCCACACUCACCCCCCUCGCCUCCUCCCCUCCACCCUUCCCCUUGGCCCCCAGAAUGCAGCGCGUGAGGCAGAGAUCGUAGCGCAGGCGGGGCGGUUUGGAGGCAUCACCAUCUCCACCAACAUGGCUGGCCGUGGCACUGACAUUGUGCUGGGCGGCAAUCCCGAGGCUGGAGGCAUCACCAUCUCAACCAACAUGGCUGGCCGGGGCACGGACAUUGUGCUGGGCGGCAAUCCCGAGCUCCUGAGCAAGGAGGUGGUGAAGUGGGCACUGUUUGAAGCGCCAGCAGCCACAGCGGGGAACUACUCGGCUUUCAAGAAAGGCCCACAUGCGGUGCGGCGCAGCGUGGCAGCGGACUGGUCGGAGGCGCAGCAGCAGGCUGUGCUAGAGCAGGCAGAGACACAGGCUUUAAGGCCGUCAGCCACUCCUGGGGCUGGCGAGGGCAAGGAGGAGGGUUGGGAAUGGGGGGAACGCAGGGAGGAGGCGGGCGCAGGGAUGUGGGGAGGAGAUGCUGCAGAGGACACCGGAAUGAGCCCUCUACCCUGGCGGACCGGUGAAAUCGACAGCACCACCAGCAGCAGUAUCAGCAACGGUAGUGGUAUCAGCAGCCGGAGUGGUGGCUUCAGCAGCAGCAGCAGCAGCAGCGGGGAGGGGGAGGGGGACGAGAGCGAUGAGGACGAUGCAGAAGUGUGGGGGGGAGGCGGAGGGGUGCUGGGAGUGCGGGCGGUGCCACGGUCGAUGCAGGAGAUGGUGGUGAGAGUGGUGGGGCGGGCGCUGGGGAGGGUGAGUGCGGACUGCAAGGCGCACUGCCAGGAGGAGGGCGAGUAUGUGCGCUCGCUGGGAGGGCUUCAUGUCAUCGGCACUGCUCUCAGCGAGUCAAGGCGAAUCGACAACCAGGUGAGAGAAGGUCCUUUGGUCUGCGGUAGCAGCGGUGCCGCAGUGAAGCAAGAGAUGGAGGUUCUGGAUUUGGGGAGUGCAGCUCCUUUGGUCGUCUGCACGAGUGCGGGCGGUGCUGAGGUUGAUGCAGGAGAUGGUGGUGAGAGUGGUGGGGCGGGCGCUGGGGCAGGUGAGGGUGGUGGUGGUGUGGGAAGGCUUAUUGCAGAGAGCGCUGGGGGGGGGAUGGGGAUUGCAAGGCGCACUGCCAGGAGGAGGACGAGUAUGUGUGCUCUCUGGGGGGGCUUCAUGUCAUCGGCACUGCGCUCCGUGAAUCCAGGCGGAUUGACAACCAGGCUCUCUGGAGAGGGUGCUGCGCUGGGGCGGGUGAGUGCGGACUGCAAGGCGGACUGCCAGGAGGAGGGCGAGUACGUGCGCUCGCUGGGGGGACUUCAUGUCAUCGGCACUGCUCUGAGCGAGUCUAGAAGAAUCGACAACCAGUUGAGGGGCAGGGCAGGUCGCCAGGGCGACCCUGGGUCAACACAGUUUAUCAUCAGCAUGGAGGAUGAUAUGAUGAGGGAGGUGCUGCCAGACUCCUCUCGAGCCAUGCUGGAGCAGCUGCUGUAUACGGGCGACUUUGAUGAGGGCUUUCCCCACAUGGCGCUCACGCUCGCUUUGGUGCAGACGCAGAAGACCAUCGAAGCUGCCAUGUUCGAGCGGCGGAGGCAAAUGCUUGACUACGAUCAGGUCUUUGAGCCAGUGGCGUCAUGGCCCAUCGACACCUUGCUCAAGCGCCUUUCUCGCACCACUGGCAUAGACAUCUCCCAGUACGUGGAUGCCACCUCCCUCAGCUCCGCCCUUUCCCACUCCCCUCCACCGAACGCCGGCCACCGCUGGGACCUCAGAAAGCACCUCCCCCACGUCCUGCCUCCCCUGCCUGAGGUGCUGCCGGCUUUUGGGGUAGGCUCCAACUCUGCUGCUGCUGGUGCUGGUGCUGCUGCUGCUGCUGCUGCUGCUGCUGCUGCUGCUGCUGCUGGUGCUGCUGCUGCUGCUGGUGCCGGUGGUGCGGCGGGUGCGGCUGCUGUUGGAAGUGCAAAUAAGAGGGAGGAGGAGGAGGAAGGGGGAGAGGCGGAAGCAAUGCGGGAGGAGCUGAGAUGGAGAGAGAUUCUUCGUGACUCUCCUGACCUGAGGGGCAGAUCAUCAAAGCACCUGGCAGCGCUGCGCAAGUACCUGGGAGACGUGGUGGUCACGAGCUACAGGGCCCACCUUGCUCUCUUCGUUGCAUCACCCCAGCAGAUGGAGCUCUUUGAGAGAGAGUCGCUGCUGUCGACACUGGACCGGCUGUGGAGCGUGCACAUCGCAAACAUGGCACGGCUGAGGAACGCGGUGAGCGUGCAGGGCUUUGGGAGAGAGAACCCACUAGAGGAGUUCAAGAUCGAGGGCACACGCUUCUUCAUCUCCACGCUCUUCGCCAUGCGGAGGGAGAGCGUGCAGGCGCUGCUCUCUGCUUUCCUGGCGGACACAGAGGGGGAAAUUGAUGGUGGUGGAGGGAAUGCGGUUGGGCACGCACACGCUUGCUUCUUCAUCUCCACGCUCUUCGCCAUGCGGAGGGAGAGCGUGCAGGCGCUGCUCUCUGCUUUCCUGGCGGACACAGAGGGGGAAAUUGAUGGUGGUGGUGUGAAUGUGGUGUAG